GGUCACAUUAAAUUGUGAUAUCAUGCUAGAUGUCACCUUCAUCAAAAUAGAGAGUUGAUGGAGUGGAGAGAAGGUUUAGCUCUAUGUCACCUUCAUCAAAAUAUACUAGUAUGAAAUAGUAACUGAAUCACUUAUGAAUAACUUAUGGGACGCAUGGAGUAUUACAUUACUUUUCCUAUACAAUACCCACCCGUAUAUAUUUAGUCACAAUUUCACAAUUUAACAAUAAUAAAAUCAUAACUUUUCUGCUUGCCAACAUUUGAAUAUUCAUUUCCUCUUAAUAGUUACAACAAUGUUUCAACUUGAAGUGCUUCUUCCAUAUCUCUUGCCUGUUCUCUCGUUAAUGCUUCCCAUAAUACUAUUCUUAACAAAACCAAACAAGAAACAAAAACCACUUUCUUCAUCUUCAACCAACAACAACACCACCACCAUCCCAAAAUCAUACCCACUUAUCGGCUCUUACUUAUCUUUCAGAAACAACUUACACCGCCUCAUCCAAUGGCUGUCCGACAUCGUCCAAAUCUCCCCCUCCGCCACUUUCCAGCUCGACGGCACCCUAGGUAGUCGCCAAAUCUUCACCGGAAACCCAUCCAUAGUUCAACACAUUCUCAAAAACCAAUUCUCCAAUUACCAAAAAGGCACAUUCUUCACAAAAACCCUCUCCGAUUUCCUAGGAACCGGAAUCUUCAACACCAACGGCCAGAACUGGAAGUUCCAAAGACAAGUCGCAAUCCACGAAUUCAACACGAAAUCAAUCCGUAAUUUUGUCGAACACAUAGUCUACAGGGAACUCACCAACCGUUUAAUCCCGAUCCUCACUUCAUCAACCCAAACAAACAAAAUCCUCGACUUCCAAGACAUUCUCCAACGUUUCACUUUCGACAACAUCUGCAAUCUCGCUUUUGGUUACGAUCCAGAGUAUCUAACACCCUCAACCAACACAUCGAAAUUCGCACAAGCAUACGAAGAUGCAACCAAAAUAAGCAGUAAACGUUUCCGUUUACCGUUACCAAUCAUAUGGAAAAUAAAAAAAUACUUCAACAUAGGUUCGGAGAAGCGUCUCAAAGAAGCAAUAACAGAAGUACGAGGUUUCGCGAAAAAACUAGUAAGAGAAAAGAAACGAGAGUUAGAAGAAAAUUCAUCGCUUGAAACAGAAGACAUGUUAUCACGGUUCUUAAGUUCGGGUCAUUCGGAUGAAGAUUUUGUUGCUGAUAUAGUAAUAAGUUUUAUCUUAGCGGGUAAAGAUUCAACUUCAGCUGCAUUAACGUGGUUUUUCUGGCUACUAUGGAAGAAUCCACGUGUUGAGGAGGAGAUUGUGAAGGAAGUGAAUGAAAAAUCUGAGUCAUUGGUUUAUGAUGAAGUGAAGGAAAUGGUUUAUACUCACGCUGCGUUGAGCGAGAGUAUGAGAUUGUAUCCACCUAUACCGAUGGAUAGUAAGGAGGCGAUAAAAGACGAUGUUUUACCGGAUGGGAGGGUUGUGAAGAAAGGGACAAUUGUGACUUAUCAUGUUUAUGCAAUGGGGAGGAUGAAGAGUUUGUGGGGUGAUGAUUGGGCUGAGUUUAGGCCGGAGAGGUGGUUGGAGAAAGAUGAGGUGAAUGGGAAGUGGGUUUUUGUGGGGAGAGAUUCUUAUUCUUAUCCGGUUUUUCAGGCUGGGCCUAGGAUUUGUUUGGGGAAGGAAAUGGCAUUUAUGCAAAUGAAAAGGAUGGUUGCGGGGAUUGUUGGGAAGUUUAAGGUGGUUCCUGAGGCGCAUUUGGCUGAAGAACCUGGUUUCAUUUCGUUUUUGACUUCGAAGAUGGAAGGUGGGUUUCCUGUCACUAUUCAGAAGAGGGAUUCGUUACAACAUUCACAUUAGUUAGUACUAAUUGGUUGUAAACAAAUAAAGAUAUAAAGUUGAAGUGUUUGUUUGUUUUAAUGUUUAGAUUAUUCUAGAAUCUAGAGGCUUGGAUUUUAG
Messenger RNA from Lathyrus oleraceus (garden pea), 1951 nucleotides. RefSeq names its product cytochrome P450 94A1. The transcript has a single exon. The record is from RefSeq and is a predicted model, not a curated record. Bases 293 to 1852 code for a protein of 519 amino acids. Gene Ontology annotation, molecular function: oxidoreductase activity, acting on paired donors, with incorporation or reduction of molecular oxygen; heme binding; iron ion binding. Lineage: Eukaryota; Viridiplantae; Streptophyta; Magnoliopsida; Fabales; Fabaceae.